Messenger RNA from Diatraea saccharalis (sugarcane borer), 312 nucleotides. The record is from the annotation of a GenBank genome assembly. NCBI's taxonomy places the organism in Eukaryota, Metazoa, Arthropoda, Insecta, Lepidoptera, Crambidae.
AUGAAUAAGUUCGUGGCACUUUUCUUCGUCAUCGCUGUUAGUUCUUCGAUUGCCAGCCGGCUACCAGCUCUUCACCAUGAAGAAAUCCACGAUGAUUUCGGCCAAUACGCUCUAAGAUAUUAUACGGCAGAGGGCACAUUUGUCUCCGAACGAGGAUAUCUGAUACCUACUGCUGAUGGAAAAGAUCACGUAAUGGCCGUAGAAGGUGAAGUCUCUUACAUUGGGGCAGACGGCAAAUCUUAUAGCACCAAGUAUAUGGCUGAUUUGGAGGGUUUUAGAGUAAUAGAACCUGCGGCAGUAGUGGCAGCGUAA